UCAUUUUUGUGGCACUUCUUGCCACGAAAAAAGAACCCGCGAUGUGGACUAAAGUGAAUUAUAAAUUAUUAACACUUCUCUACGUCAUCGCUCUGGGUAACAGGGAGUCCGUCGGCCAAAACCCAGAGAAACCAGAGUCGCCUCUCGUCCAAGCCGCCGCCAGAGCAGAUUGGGACACCGUCAUCCACCUCAUAGAAAACGGCACCGAUCCCAACGAGAGUAAUAAUGCAGGUACGACUGCACUGACUUGGGCUGCACAUCACGGCCAGCUGGAGGUCUGCAAAGUGCUGCUGAAACACGGUGCUAACAUCGACCAUAAGAAUAACCAUGGUUCCUCAGCUCUGUCCUUUGCUGCCAGACGGGGUUACGCGGACCUCACCAAAAUGCUUCUCGACGCGGGCGCCGACGUCAAUAUUACGACGAACAGUGGUGACUCGCCACUGACCUGGGCUGUCUACAAAAAUCAUUCCCAAGUCACUGCCAUACUGGUCGCCGCCGGUGCCGACGUAAACCAUGCUAAUAAUAAAGGCCUGACAGCGCUCUCCCUGGCGGCGUCUCACGGCUUCGCGAACAUGACCCGCCUGCUGCUCCGAGCCAAGGCCAACGCGGACGUGGUCGACACCGCCAACCGCUCUCCACUCUACCUGGCGACGGAGAGUAACUACACGGAGGUGGUCGCCCUUCUGCUGUAUCGGUGUCCUAAUCUCCUCCUUAUGGAUAACCUGCACAGAACGGCGCUGGACGUGGCAGACAUCGAAGGAUUCACUCGCAUCUCCGAACUCAUAAAGGCCCACCAGGAUCAGAGGUGUGUCCUGGGCAAUCACCACUAUUCCCACAAGGACGUCGUCACGCGCGGGUGUUACGUCAUGGAGUGCCACUGCAGCGGGGACUGGGCGGUCAAGCCACGCCCACAUCCUGACUGCGAUCACAAGAGCGUAAGCGGCAGAGCGGCCAGUGCAGUGAAGGUCGGAAUAUGGAUCAUCGUUGCCUUGGCUAUCCUCAUGGUGCUCGGCGUGAGCGUCCACGUCGUGAAGCGAACGCGAUACUGAAGAGCGGCUGUUCUCUCUAUCUCCCUUUUCUCCUGCGGCUGUUCUUCCUACUUCCCUCUUCUUUUUACCUGCCUCUCUUCCUGCGGCUGUUCUCUCUACCUCCCUUUUCUCCUGCGGCUGUUCGCUUUACCUUCCUUUUCUCCUGCGGCUGUUCUCUCUGUCUCCCUUUUCUCCUGCGGCUGUUCUUUCUAAUUCCCUUUUCUCCUGUGGCUGUUCUCUCUAUCCCCCUCUCUUCCCGUGGCUGUUCUUUCUAUCUCCCUUUUCUCCUGCGGCUGUUCUCUCUAUCUCCCUUUUCUCCUGCGGCUGUUCUCUCUACUUCCCUUUUCUCCUGCGGCUGUUCUCUCUACCCCCCUUUUCUCCUGCGGCUGUUCUUUCUAAUUCCCUUUUCUCCUGUGGCUGUUCUUUCUAGCUCCCCCUUCUCCUGCAACUGUUCCUUUUACCUCUCUGUCCUCUUACGGUUGUUCUCUCUACAUCCCUGUCCGACCUCUCUCUCCUCUCAACCUUCCCAUUCUCCUGCACCUGUUCUCUCGCCCUGCAAAGAAAGCAUUAAUGGUCAGAGAUUACAAAAGUGAGAAAGUUUGAAAGAAAGGAAAAUAAAUGAGGUAUUUGUUGUAA
Messenger RNA from Penaeus chinensis, 1664 nucleotides. RefSeq names its product ankyrin repeat domain-containing protein 50-like. Gene Ontology annotation, molecular function: protein binding. Gene Ontology annotation, cellular component: cytoplasm; nucleus. Lineage: Eukaryota; Metazoa; Arthropoda; Malacostraca; Decapoda; Penaeidae. The transcript is spliced from 11 exons. The record is from RefSeq and is a predicted model, not a curated record. Bases 42 to 1049 code for a protein of 335 amino acids.